Messenger RNA from Podarcis lilfordi (Lilford's wall lizard), 16077 nucleotides. The record is from the annotation of a GenBank genome assembly. Lineage: Eukaryota; Metazoa; Chordata; Lepidosauria; Squamata; Lacertidae.
AAUAAUAAUUUGUUGUUGUUAAUACCCCACCCAUCUGACUGGGUUGCCCCAGGCAUUCUGGGCAGCUCCCAACAUAUAUAAAAACAUCAUUAAACGUUACAAAAAACUUCUCUAUACAGGGCUGGCUUCAGAUGUCUUCUCAAGGUUGUAUAGUUACUUAUCUCCUUGGCUUAAGUGGGGUGGCAUAACUGCAUACCCUCCAACAUUUCUCUGAUGAAAAUAGGUACGUCCUAAGGAAAAGCGGGACAUUCCAGGAUAAAAUCAGAAACCAGGACGGUUUCUAUAAAUCUGUGGCUGUCCCUGGAAAAUUAGGGACACUUGGAGGGUCUGGAAUCCCGAGGGUCGUCUAGUCCAACCCGCUUGCAAUGCAGGAAUCUUUUUGCCCAAGGUGAGGUUUCGAACCCCUGAAGCUGCGAUUAAGGGUUCUUAAAAAUGUAAGAAAUAGUAACGCGAAGGAUGCUUUAGGGCGGGAUGCCGAGUCAUAGCAAACAAGAGAAUUCCGAUGAUCCCCUGCUGCUGGCGAUUUGCCAGCUUAGGCAUUUUUCUCAGGCCAGCCUCUCUCCUCCGCCUCAAGGGGCCGCUGCUCUCGCAGCCAAAAGCUCCCUCCAGACUGCUGGGCUUUGCGCGUUCCGGGCUGCGGAGCUGGGCGCACGCAGCUCGGGGAGGCUUGGCUCCAAAAUGCCCGCGUGCUGCUGCCGCCGCCGGACGCCGCCGGUGCCCAGGGCCGCCGCGUGCCCCGGCUGGCUCUCGUGGGCGCUGCUGUGGUGCAGCUUGGCCUUGGCCCCGGCCGGCGGCUACGUGAUCGUGAACUCGGUGUCGUGGUCCGUCACCAACGAGGUGGAGGAAGAGCUGCACAGCUCCUCCAACGAGGAGGUUCUCCCCGCGCUCCUGGAAGACACCACGGGCAUCUGGAAGCAGAGCUACCCGGCCUCGGUGUACAAAGAGGUGGAGGAGGAGGAAGAGGAGGAGAUGAGGUCCAGGCCGGGGGCGGCGAGGCCGAAGCAGAACUCGUCCCCUUCCCGCAUGUUUUCCUACCGGAGAGCGAGCGCCAAAGGGGGCACGGAGAGCCUCGCGCCCCACGAGCAAGCGGCCAGGGCGGCCCGGUUCCUGAUCCAUUCCAGCAGCUGGGGAUUCCUGGCCACGAGAUCCGCUCAAGAAAAGGUACCACGCCUCUGCUAGAAACUAUAUAUAUAUAUUUAUAUAUCCUCCAUAUAUGCCAUAGUCACAACAAAAUACAAAACUGCAGCAUCAUAAAAUGAGGCUAUAUAUUUAAAAAAAUCAUAAAAAUGAGGCUAUAUAUAUAUAUAUAUAUAUAUAAUAUAUAUAUUUGGCCUCAUUUUAUGAUGCUGCAGUUUUGUAUUUUGUUGUGAAUGUCCUCCACCAUCCCAAGAACUCUUGUUGAAGGAUGGUCUGCUAAACGGGAAUAAUGAUGAUAGCACAGGAAUGCUGUUUGGGAUGCGCUGUUUCAAUCCAGGCUUCUGUGCACUCCCAACAGCAUCUUGUCACUGCGAUAGGCGAUUAUUCUUGCUCCGUGACAGACCUUCCGAUACUAGCUAUAUAAAUGGAACAGCUUUUCAUGGAUCGUUGCUGUCUCACUGUAGAAAUUGCAGAGUGGGGGGUGUUGUUUUACAUCUUUAGGAGCCAUUUGCAAGGGGCAUCAUCUGACUGUAAACGUAGAGGAGAAGUUUGCAUAUUUUAACUAAGGAUAUACAACAGAGGAAUUCUGGUAUUGCAAGUCGAGUAUUUUUAAAACGAUGUGAAAGGUAGUUGAGAUGUGGACCAAAUUCCUAAAAGGUGUACACUAUGCAAGAUUAGUUUACUACAGUGACACUACAGUCUAGUGUAGUGAUAAAUUUUGAAGCGCAGGAGCUUAUCGCAACAGUCCCCACAGCCACACCCCCAAGAAAUGUCCAAAAAUGCAAAUAGCUGAGUUGAUCUAUCAUUACACACAUAGGAGCAUACGUAGCAUAAUGCCAAAUUUAUCGGAAUGCCUGCAAUCCAAUGCAUAUUUUCCUGGGAGUAAGCUCCUAGGUUUUACUGCAUGGAUUUAAUUUGUAAAACACCCUGAGCCUUAACAAAAAAUCUCCAGCCAUCUUAAAUUCAUCCUUUAUUUUUCAAUUAGGCACGCACAAUCUUACAAAGAAGUGCUAACAUUUAAACUGCUAGCGUGUCUCUUCUUGAUUGUUUUCCUCAUUCUCCGAACCCUCCAUGCAAACAAACUUGAAAGCCUCAUGAUCACCUCAGUCACUUGCCAGAGUAAGAAGGCUCUGUCCAUCACCCUGAUGGUCCAGCAAUGCUCCCUUGCAUACUGCCUUUUGCUGUACCAGCAUGGGUGUAGCUGGGGGAGGGGGCAGCUGCUCUCCCCUAGGUCCACAUAUAUUACUGAAAAGCAUUAGAAGUACUCAAUUAUCUGAGUACAAGUCAUCUGUCCAAGUCAUCUGUCAAGAGAACUAUUUGCCAGCCUGGCCAGGACACCGGCCUGUUAUACCUUCUGGGCUUGAUGUGGCAUGUGACCCUCACCUUUCCUGAAUGCCUGUUCCAGCUAAGGAAUCACACAUCUCUUCCCCAAGGUAGCCAGCCCCACCUGGGCUGUGGGUCCUUGCCUGCCUUCUCUCAGAACUGACAGCUGUAAGUGCUGGAAUCCUGAGUUCAGGGGUAGUACGUCCCAUUUUGCCACUUGAGGCAAAACAGGAAGUGCCACACCACCACAACCCAUGGGACACUGCCCACCGCUGCGCCACCUGCCGGUGGCACUGCAGCUGUGCCACCAGCUGUGUCAUCACCGCCGCAUGUGGAGCAGCAGUGCCGGCAUGGGCGCCAAUGCCCUGAAAGAGCUUGCCAAGAUCUCACCCAGAUCUCAUGAGAUCUUUUGCUCUCCUUGACGUCUUGCAAGAAUUCGAUGAGAUCUCACAAGAUCUUGCAGGACAUCAGCACCUAUCCUGGUACCGCUUCUCUGGCAGAGGUGAGAAGGGCAUGGCAGGAGGCACUCAUGAGGGCGCUGCCUCGGGGGCAUCCACUGUCUGAGAUAGCUACUUCAUGGGUGGGCUGGCCUUACCUGAGGUCACUAUGGGCAUGCACACUGGUAUCUGUUUACCUGUAAGCACACACCUUUAUUUAUUUAUUUUAAUCUCCCAGAUUUGCACAAAACAGCAGUCGUUUGUGUGUGCGUUUGUGUGUUGCUCCAAGCCAGGAAACCUGAGAUCCACGGGUAUUUGUUUACAUGUGCACAUACACCUCUUGUGAUCUACCAUGCUUGCACAAAAGAGUAGUCCAAAAAUAAGUGAUGCCUCACUCCAAAGUAGGUAAGGAUUUGGAGCUGUUUACAUGAAAGGCUGGCUGUCGCUUCAUUUCCUCCCCAUCUCCUGUACCCAAAUAUUUUCAGUAUUAUUGAAAAGCAUUGAAAGUACUCAAUUAUCUGAGGUUCUACCUCCCCCAGCCGAAGCCUGCCCCCCCCCCCCAUGCCCGUGAUUCCCCAAGAAAAGCUCAACAGCUUUGAUUUCCUAAAAAGAACUCAACAGCUCUCCAUCGCAUGAAGGACACAGAUUUUCCUAGUGAGCUGUGAUCUUCUUUCAGGUAGUCUGUGGCACGUCUAUAUACCAAGUAAACAAUAUACAAGUAAACACUGUACGGCAUUUAGCACAGAGCACUGCAAAUUGCCACGGUAGGCAGAAAAAUAAUUGAGUGAUCCACUGAGACCGUCAGCCAUUUUCAAGUAGUCUAAGGGAAAAGGUUUGGGAACCACUGUUCUAAACCACUGGGCCUUUGUGGAUAGCAAUGGUGGACUGUUUCUAGCUGUGCGUUAAAUGUGGCUGCAAAAAAUAGAUAAAGUUGUAUGUGGACCACGUUGCGCUGAGGUGUCUCUAUCAAAUUUUAAAGCAUUUAAAACAGAUAUUUGUGGAAUGCUGCUUCAGUUAUGAUAGAUGUGACUUCCAAUAUAGCAUUCUUCCUAAACUUGGGGGUGAGGGAAGGUUCCCCACAGCACCUAAAAACUGAACUCUUGCUACUGAACUAGGGGUGGUUAACCUAUGACAGGCUUCCUCAACCUCAGCCCUCCAGAUGUUUUGAGACUACAAUUCCCAUCAUCCCUAACCACUGGUCCUGCUAGCUAGAGAUCAUGGGAGUUGUAGGCCAAAAACAUCUAGAGGGCUGAGGUUGAGGGAGCCUGACCUUCCAGAUGUUGUUGGAGACCAGCCCACAUCAGCCCCAGAUGCAUGGUCAAUAUUUAGGGGUGAUGGGAGUUGUCAUACAGCAAUAUUGGGAAGGCUGCCAGUUAGCCGCCUUAUGAUAAUACGUUAUGUACAAACAUUAUUUGUAACAGCAGGACAUCAUUGUUUUAUUUUCAUGGGGUAUAUUUUAAAGCUCUUGCUUUUGAAAUACAUUGGUUUACAUAAGUAGUUAAUGUGAAUAUUUUCAGUGUCGCCGCAGAGAAGGAUUUUAUAUGCAAAAAACAAAAUAUGCUCUUCUUAUUUUUCUCCCCCUACUUCCCAGCUAUAUUCUCCCAGAUAAAAUUAAACAUUAUGUUAGAUACAGUGGAAAGGUUUAGUGUGUGCCUUAAAUAUCCCCAUUGAUGUCAGUGGCAUUUAAUUUGCUUAACUUUGGCUCCAUCGUGCUGGUGUUUUCUUUUUUAAAGGGAAACGUGCAUAAGCAUCAGCCUUUGCGGUCUCUAGAAGGCGCUGUUAAAGCAACCUUCUCUCAGUGUGACUGUGAAAUGCAGCGGGUUAGUUGGUAACAAAAGGUCAUUAAUGAAAUAUUAAUAAAAUAAAAUAUUCCCCAUUGUACAAUAGAAGUCUGUGCAGCAGAGGUCUGUAAUACCAUCUUAGGUCUCCGAUAACAUUAUUGGACUAUAAAGCCUCAGGUAUUAUCAUUUGUUUUCUUGCAAGGUCUUUCAGUAGAAGUGCAGACUUGAUGUUAGAUGAACGGUUGCCUGCAAUUAUAAUACAUAGCUCAUGAUAAAAAAAAGAACAAAAAAACUUUGGACUUGUGCCCUUUAAAACUGGAGAUUUUCUUGCCUCAGAGUGAACUUAAAGCAGUUCUUUGAAACCUAGAUGUAAGUUACAAAAAAGCAUAAUUUGCCAUCAGAUUUCUAAACAAUGGGUUAACACGUUUGCUAUGAAUUGCAUUUUUAAAAAAUGAGCAUUGACGAUGUAAGAUUAUUAAUAUAUCUCUGAGCAACUGUCAGAUUUUAAAAAUUGAUUGCAGUGCAUUACUAAUCUGAAACGUUUCCUCUUCAUUCCUUAUGUGGAAGACAAAUUGCAUUUAGAUAUAUAAGAAGUAGCACGUUAUGUAUGAGAUGCACACACAGAGGAGUAUAUGUUUGCACAGCAAAUUUCUAUUUUCUACUAAAUGGUUUUGAAGUAUUUGUGGGGGUUUUUGUGAGCUGCCUUAGGCAUUGCACAGUGGAAAAGCAGGAUGAAGAAGAAGAAGAAGAAGAGUUUGGAUUUGAUAUCCCGCCUUUCACUCCCUUUAAGGAGUCUCAAAGCGGCUAACAUUCUCCUUUCCCUUCCUCCCCCACAACAAACGCUCUGUGAGGUGAGUGGGGCUGAGAGACUUCAGAGAAGUGUGACUAGCCCAAGGUCACCCAGCAGCUGCAUGUGGAGGAGCGGAGACUCAAACCCGGUUCCCCAGAUUACGAGACUACCGCUCUUAACCACUACACCAUAAAAAUCUCUUAUUUAUUUAAUUUUUUUAACUGACAUUCAUUACUUUCCCAAGUGAAUCAUGUGAAAUAUAGUUAGGUGAGAAUGCUCAGAAUUCUGUGUUAGAAAUCUCUAGGCCAUCUUCACAGAAUUACAGUCCUCAAAGCAAUAUGAAUCUUUAUGGUAUAUAUAUUCAGUUUUAUAAAAUCGCCACAGGCCUUAGUGAUUCAUGGAGAAACAUCAUUUUUUAUUAUUAAAGAGGGUGUUUUAUUAUUUGCAGUACAAACACACCUUUUUAACAAAAUAAAAAAAUCCUUCCAGUAGCACCUUAGAGACCAACUAAGUUUGUUAUUGGUAUGAGCUUUCGUGUACAUGCACACUUCUUCAGAUACCUGAUGCAUGCACAUGAAAGCUCACACCAAUAACAAACUUAGUUGGUCUCUAAGUUGCUACUGGAAGUAUUUUUUAAAUUUUGUUUCCACUACGGCAGACCAACACGGCUACCUACUUAUAUCUACACCUUUUUAAAUUAUUUCUGUAAAGUGUCUGGGGUUUUUUUUAUUGAGUCUGGUUUAACCUGAAAGGUGAGAAAGCAGGUGAACGAUCUACUUGAGCAAGGUUCUAGAUUCAGGUAGGUAGUUGUGUUGGUCUGAGGCAGUCGAAAUAUAUAAAUUGUCCAGUAGCACCUAAGAGACCAACUAAGUUUUGUGUGCCUGCACACAAAAGCUUAUACCAAGAACAAACUUAGUUGGUCUCUAAAGUGCUACUGGACAAUUUUUUAAUAUAUAUUUCUACCUGAGCAAGUGAGAGAUAUAUACUGUAUGUGUGUGUAUGUUAUCAGUUCUGAUCAACAAAUCUAAUUUAAUGAAGUACAAACCAGUGGUAGUCAGGGAAGUAGAACUGAAUAUACUACAUUGGUUCUUUUAAUUUCUGGCAAGCAUCUUUGUAGAAGACAUUUGCAACGCUUUCUAAGCACAACUUGCUUGGAAUUUUUCAGAUCCGGGGAGCACCGUUUGGGAAUUGCUUAUCUAUUAGCGAUGGCCCCACAGACAAUAGCACUGGAAUUCCUUUUUUUUAUGUGACUCCAAAGGACAACACAGUAGCUGAUCUGAUGAAAAAUUCCGUUGCUUCCCUGACAUUGCCAGAGGCAGAAGGAGAUAUCUGCAGGUACAAUGAUUACGAGAGCAUUAGGUGGUUGUGUUACAUAACAUGAAGGCUCUUUUCAGCUUAAAUCACAACAAAUAUGGUGCUGUUUAUUCAUUUGCUGUGGGAGAUUUACAUUUUCUUCUAGCGUGUGGAUGUUGGACUUUCCCAGUGCUGAAGCUGAAAUGAGUUGUAUUGCUGUUGUUUGCUGAGAAAAGGUGUUUUCCAACUCCCGAGUUUGUAUAUUCUAAGUGUAACCUAUCAGAUGGUGUCUGGGACGUCACUGAUGUUGACAAGUACCAGGACAUGCACAUCCAUACUUAUGCCAUUUUGUUAACAUUUAAGAAAGUUGUUUGCGUUUGAAGCAAAGCACUUCACGGCUGUCAUACUUAAGUGACAAUGUUCUGGUCUAGCCCCAGAGGGACUAUAUGUUUGAUCUCAGAGCAGAUAAAAUAUACACAUGGAGCACCACGGGGUUGUAUGUGCUGUCAUCGACACAGAUUGGGUCCAUGCACCCACCCGUCUGGUUUUGAGGCCUGGAGGCAAAGCAAGCUCUGACAAGUACUCGGAACCAGAAGGCAAGAAGCCAAACACAUUCUGAGAGCAGCUUGACCGUGACCAGUUGCUCAGCCUGGGUUUUAUAGGACCAGAUGGGCCCUAACUCACCCAUUCCGUCAUGCGACAAGUGCUGAGCAGCUUGGGGGACAAGCGAUCGUAAAGGGAAGGACUGUCUUGACCCUUUCUCCUGAAGGGAAGUUUUUCUUUCUGCAGUUCAUUCUCCACCUGCAGUUUUCCUUCCCCAAGUCAUUUCCUCAGCUGCUCUCAUCAGACAGCGUGCCAGAGGCAUGCUUUCAAGAGCAAACGCACAUCUAGAAUGCUGUGAGGCAAGGUGAAAAAGUAGUUGGGAGCGUCAACAGCAGCCAAUGGGAAAGUAAUGGACCCCUCCUUUCCCAAAGCUGAAUUUCUUUAGAAAAAAGUCCAAGUUAUAGUUUGUUCCAUGUGCCUGGAUCUAGUUGUCAUACCGCCUGAUUAAAAACCCAACCUUUUACGUAUGUGUGUGUGUGUGUGUGUGUGUGUAUGUAUAUAUAUAACAUUUUAUUUUUCAAUGCACAACUGAAAUUGUGUUUAUUUAUGCCUGGAUACAUACAAAAACACUUUUACGCCACUAACACAUCGGCUUCUUUGAUCUUCUCUUCUGCUUUUCUGCUGAAAAAUUCUGCUUUCACUAUUACAGGCUGUCUGGGCAGUUUCCUCAUGCCAGGACUUCGUAGUAACCCGAGCAUACAACAUCAAUAACUGGAGCUAAUCCCGUCUGCUCACUAACAGGUUUCCAGAGCUUAUUCAGAUUCACUGUAGGGCAGAGGUGCUGGUUUUUCUUCAAGUGGUAAUGUCUCAUACCAACUUUUUCAAAAUAACCAGGAUGAUAUAGUUUGUCAAAAUUGAUUAUGUGGUGGUACAUACCCCCAGCAUCACCACGGCCUCCAGGAUACUCUGUUUCCUGGUCUUCCUUAGUCUGGAAGGCAUCCUUCUGGGCCAGAGUCAAGAGGAAAGAGGCAGGCUUCUCACGCGAGUAACCCAACUUGAUGCUUGUUGCGGUCAGCUUUGAAAGUGCACAUAAUGCCUCGGGGCAUAUGGGAGGAACGGAAUCCAGAGUCCGUCUUCUGCCCAAAUAGGUGAUCAUUGCUGUCAGACAACUGUCAUCUGUUCAGAGGGUGCAUAUGAGGAAAUCUUAGCACGUAGCAACAAGGAGAAAUUAGCAGAUGAAGAAACAAGUAGAUUCAAAACUCUUUAACAAUUCCAUCUGCAGCAUGCAAGUGGAUGUGAACUCAACUAGAAAAGGGAAUUCAAUCAAGUACAGGCAUGUCAUUUUUAGAAGCUAUUGGAAUUUUAACUCCGAGCUUUGAAGUGUGGUGUGUGUGUAAGAAAGAGAAAGCUCUUUAUCGCAAAAGCUGCAGCAGCAAGGAAGUUAACAGUGCCCGGAAGCAUAAAGCCAAAGAUCAAGAGAAGCUUUUCAGAUUAUGAAUUUUGCUUUCAAGUGAGAUUUAGUUUGAUGUCCGUACCACACAGAUUAGUAAAGCUAAUACAUGCUUACUAGCUCAUAUCCUUUAAGGGUGUGUUACGAUUUAUGGGCCACAGAGGAUGCAUGUAAGGUAUGCAGUUGUGCUUUUCAAAACAUAAAAUGAAUGUGAUGUGGGUUUCUGAUAAAUUAGCUGCAGUAUUUAUCUGUUAAUAUAGCUUUGCCUUCUGUACUGCUGUGGUGGUGGUGGAGGGGAUUCAAAAUAUUUGGGAACCUGGUUUGCAUCAAGCUGAGUCAUGUUUGAAGACACCCAUAUCAUGCCAGCCAUUGUUUGUCCACAUAUGCUGAUCUAUUUCGGAGUGAAGAUUGCUUAGCACUGGGUCUGAACCCAUAAGAGGCUAAAUGGGAAGAGAAAAAUUGUAGGACAAAAAAUUACACAGAAGUGUUUCAAAAGGCUCAAACUAGGAGCUAAUUUCCUGCUCCCUAUGCUAUCAGCAUACCUUCCAACAUUUCUCUGAUGAAAAUAAGGACGUCCUAUUCAAUAACAGGGAUUAAACCACAGAGCCUAGGACUUGCCGAUCAGAAGGUCGGCGGUUCAAAUCCCCAUGACGGGGUGAGCUCCCGUUGCUUGGUCCCUGCUCCAGCCAACUUAGCAGUUUGAAAACAUGUCAAAGUGCAAGUAGAUAAAUAGGUACCGCUCCGGCGGGAAGGUAAACAGUGUUUUUGUGCGCUGCUCUGGUUCGCCAGAAGCAGCUUAGUCAUGCUAGCCACAUGACCCGGAAGCUGUACACCAGCUCCCUUGGCCAAUAAAGCAAGAUGAGCGCCACAACCCCAGAGUCGGCCAUGACUGGACCUAAUGGUCAGGAGUCCCUUUACCUUUAUUCAACAACAACAAGAGGAAGAUUUUUACUAUUUCUACCCUGCCCAUCUGACUGGCUUGCCCCAGCCACUCUAGGCAGCUUCCAACAUAUAUAAAAACAUCAUAAAACAUUAAAAAAACCUCCCCAUACAGGGCUGCCAUCAGAUGGCUUGGGAGUUGGUCUGCUGACUAGAGGGCAAUUUGAACUAGGAUACUGAACUAAUACACCAUUCUUUAGCCCUACUCUCUUGGGGACUCGUAUAUAAUUAUUUGAUAUAACACUCCAGUAUCUGAUCCCUUUCCUAAUCUCUCUGACUGAGCCAUUUGUUGGUGAGAGCUACCACCAUGCUUUCCUUUUGCAUUGCCACACUGCUGGUUUUUGGCCUGCCUCAAGUCUGUGCAAAAGUUGUGUAAAAGAAGGAAUUUCAGGUUGUAGCUUGCAUGACAAUCCAUGCCCAUCCAUUUGCUUGCCUUGUCAUUUCCGGGACAUCAGUGCAAAUUUUGAAACUGAGCUAUCACGGCUUCUCCCCAAAAAUCCUGGGAAUGUCAACCUUGAGAGGGACCAAGUUGUGGGGAGUAGAAGAACAUGGCCAAGAAAGGAAUGCAGAGAUUCAUGGACCACUUUUAUUGGUGCAGCCCUCCAUGCUGAGGUCUGUUAUAGUAAAGCUAAAGGUACCCCUGCCCGUACGGGCCAGUCGUGUCUGACUCUGGGGUUGCGUGCUCAUCUCGCUCUAGAGGCCGUGACCCGGCGCCAUCCGAAGACACUUCCGGGUCACGUGGCCAGCGUGACGAAGCUGCAGCUGGCGAGCCAGCACCAGCGCAGCACACGGAAAUGCCAUUUUUACCUUCCCGCUAUAAAGCGGUACCUAUUUAUCUACUUGCACUUAGGGGUGCUUUCGAACUGCUAGGUGGGCAGGAGCUGGGACCGAACGACGGGAGCUCACCCCGCCGCGGGGAUUUGAACCGCCGACCAUACGAUCGGCAAGUCCUAGGCACUGAGGUUUUACCCACAGCGCCACCCGCGUCCCUUCUGUUAUAGUGCACCAGCAUAAAUAAUCUUAGAACUGUUUCAUGACAGCUAUGAAUGAUCAGGUGAAACAUUCAGUGAAACUCCAGCAUACACUAAUAAAUUUGAUGUUGACAGUACUCUCGUGUAGGCACAGACUUUAAUAAGCAGGUUGACAGGCUCCUUUCCUGAGUCAUUCUCAAACUGGGAAUUCACAUGUGUGAAAGAAGAGGAAUAAGUAGGUGGAAAAGAAACAAUGCUUUUCAACACAUCCUCCACCUAGAAUUACACAACUGUUUUGUUUGCGUUUCUUCACAAUCUGGAAUUUAUCCAGAUGUUUAUGCUGCCGUUUUGUAACCUGAGAGUAAGCCCCACUGAACUGAGCAGGACUUACGUCUGAGAAGAUACAUCUAGGAUUAUGCUUUAAAACUGGGGGCACUUCCAGACUGUUGCCUUUUCAGGUGCAGAUUCACAAUCGCAUCCCAGCCGCAUUCAGGUUGGCAAUCAAAGCUGAUUUGAAGAGUGUGCACAACAAACUGGUUCCCUCCCUGCCCCUGCCCCCCCAUGUGAUAAGGACAGAGUUGGGGAAAGGCAUUGCAAAAUGUGGGAUAACACUUGCUUGAAGCAAUGUUGCGUAACUCCCCCCAACCACCACCUCUGCAAAUUCAGAAUGCAUGCUCAAUAAUUGGCUAAUGUAAUCUAACCACCCUGCAAUCAAACUGGGAUGAAUGCCCAAUAACAGGUUACCUGUUUUUACCGGAAGCACCCUAGUUUAAACAUAAGGACUGUUGUUGUUGUUGUUGUUGUUACUAUUAUUAUUAAUUAAAUUUCUAUACCACCCUUCAUCCGACAAUCACAGGGUGGUUUACAAUAUAAAAGCACAAAAAUACAUAACAUAAAGGUAAAGGUAAAGGGACCCCUGACCACUAGGUCCAGUCGUGACCGACUCUGGGGUUGCAGUGCUCAUCUCGCUUUAUUGGCCGAGGGAGCCGUCGUACAGCUUCCAGGUCAUGUGGCCAGCAUGACUAAGCCGCUUCUGGCGAACCAGAGCAGCGCACGGAAACACCGUUUACCUUCCCGCCGGAGCGGUACCUAUUUAUCUACUUGCACUUUGAAAUGCUUUUGAAUUGCUAGGUUGGCAGGAGCAGGGACCGAGCAACAGGAGCUCACCCCAUCACGGGGAUUCGAACCGCUGACCUUCUGAUCGGCAAGUCCUAGGCUCUGUGGUUUAACCCACAGCGCCACCCGGGUCCCUAAUACAUAACAUUGUAACAAGCAAAAACAAUGUCCCCUUGCCCCUCAUCGUUCAAAAGACCACAGACUGUUGAAUUAGCCAAAGACCUGGAUAAUACGGAAACACCUCUUACAUUGCCCUGUGACAGUAGUAUCCAACCUGGUGACUCCAGAUGCUUUUGGACUACAACUCCCAUCAACCUAAGCCAUCAAGGUGAUGGAAGAUCCAACAUCUUUUCAAGGGCACCACAAUGGGUACCAGUGGUCUAUGAGAAUUUAGUACAAGCUUAUUUCUCUCCACUGCACUAAACUAAAUGCUAUUCAUAAAACAGGCACAUUACAGCUGCCUAAAGAGGUAGAACAUAGGAGAAAAACAAGCUAUGCUAGACAGACGGAAGCAGUACGCUAUUAUUCUUUCUUGUAGGUAUGCUAAUAGUGAAGUGCUGCGGGAGGUUGGACCUGCAGUUUUGGGAUGCAGUGCACAAAGCAUUUAAUCUGGAGAACUCGCAUAAAUUUCAGCUGGAUGGUACAAUAGAGAAACUACGCCAGAAUAUAUGGUUGGUGAAUGACAGCUUUUAUUGCACACAGGCUGCAGCUCCCUAAAUCAGAUUUGCUAGAGUCAUCUUCUUAUAUGAUAUAUUGCAACAUGCAUUCAGCGGGGCUUACUCGCAGGAACGUGUGCCUAGAAUGGCAGCCUGAACCAAGUAUAGUUCAAGUGAGGGGAAAUUAAUUCCAUUUUCUUAUUACUCAGAAAUAUAUUGCUGCGAGCAGCUUUUCAAAUCUGCAAAGUUAAGGAUGCGGUCCUAUGCAAGUUUAUUCAUGUGUAUUAUUAUUUUCUGAAUUUAUAUACCGCCUUAUAACCGGAGGUCCCGGGGCGGGUCGCAGAAUAAAAGCAAAAUAUAAAACAACAAAAUACAUACUCAAAAUAAAAACAACAAUCUAAUAACACCCCUCCCCAAUAAACACAAUGCGAUUUUGAUUUAUGCCUGCAUAAUAGGUAAUAACCUUCCAAAGCGUGUGGGAGGGAUAAAAGUAGAAACGAACAAUAAAUAGAAACUGGUAUUAGUUCUACUGAACCUGUUGUGACUUCCUUUGCUGGUAUUGCUAUAUGUUACCCAAUCGUUUAUGUUGUUCUUACAUAAAGAGCAACAAAGAGUUUAGUAUAAAUUUGUUAUAGUAAGACAGAUAACCUGAAUCUUUAGGGGAUCAGUAUAGCAAUACCUCUUUGUACCAAACAUUAAUAAAACUAUUUUAUUUCAGCAAGGGUUGUGAUAGUGUUAAAAACAAAUUGUUUGUAUCCAUACCUUCUUUUUGAGAAUACAAUGCUGGUUAAUAUUUGACGUGGGCAUCUGUUUGUGUGUCUCAAUGGUUCCCUAUUUUUUUUUAUAACAGAUAAUGGAAUUUUGUUGAGAAUCAUUGCCUUCUGUGAGACAGGAUAUAGACGUCUUCAUUUGCCCUUAUAUUAUUGCCUCUGACACCCAUACCUAUAUCACUCAUAACAGAAAUGUGUAAUAUCUGCCCUUCACAAUAAACUGGUAUGGUCUGGUCCAUAUUUUGAAGACUGCUUAAGUUUACAUAUGAAGUUAACACAUGUAGAUCUGCAGGUACAGGUUCUGAAGUGCAGUAACACAACUUUUGAACAAAUGGCCUGUAGUCCACUAAAGCUUCACCAACCAGAGUGCCCUCCAGAAUUUGUGGACUACAACUCCCAUCAGCUUUAGCCAGUAUAAGCUACUCCUGGCUGGGAUUGAUGGGAAUUGUAGUCCACAUGGAAGGUGCCAUGUUAGCAAAGACUGGUUUACGCCAUAAUAAAUUAGUUAAUCUUUAAGCUGCCAUAUAGCAUAAACACUUUUCUUUGCUUACAGAAAAACAAUCGUUGACCCUGAUGAUCCACGGUGUGUCAGACUUAUUCUUACAGGGCAGAUGGUGACGGUGCCUCUGGAAGAAAUGGAAUUUGCCAAGCAAGCAUUGUUUUCUAGGUCUGUAUGAAUCUAAUGUUACUGUGCUAACAGGAGGGGUGGGGGUGAAAUAAAAUAAGGCAUUUGGACCAAGAACUGAAGGAAUAAUACAUGAGCAUUGUCUCCCACCCCCAGAACGGAACUUCUCCCUAACGCAUCUGCUAGCAAGAGCCAAAUGUUAAUUGAAAACUUGGGUUCCUCCCAGGCACUUUUUAAGUACCGUACUUGUAAAUCCUUAUGGUCAGUGCUUAACUCUCUUAUUUGAAAUCCAUGGGUUUUAAAGAUGCUUUAGCAUUGAUUGAAUAAUGUCCAAGGUUAAUGUGAGGGAAUGCUCGACAGUACACUAGCUGGCACAACAUCACAAUCCUACUACACAUGUCAGGAUGCAGAACUAAUUCCUAUUGAAUUUAGUGGCACUUACUCCCGGGUAAGCGUAGCUAGUAUUGCAGCCCAACAGAGCAACCCAAACAACAGAAAGCAAGGGUAAUUUAUGCCAGGGUAAUUUGUGUCGUGUGUAAUUUACCCCUAUGGCAUACUCAGUUCAAGAGUGGGGCUACCGCUAGCUUGAGCUGGUCUGAGCCUGUAAGGAAAAACAAUAGAGUUUUAAAUAGUUUUAAAGCAGAGUUUUACUUACACCACCCUUUUUUACCACUGUAGUUUCCGUUGGGUUGCUGGGUCCCAUGGCUGAACUGAAAGAGUUUGGAACAGGAGUAAGUCUGCUCUUGCCUCCCCAUGACCCAUAACACCCCGUUUUCAGGACGCACCCUGGCCUUGGUUCAGCUGAGCCAGAAUGGAGGACUUACAACGGCGUAUCUACCGCUGAUUAGGGGCAUUAGCUAGAGAGCCACCUCUUCCAAACGCCACUCAUCCUGGCAAACCUUGGGUUUGGAUUGCUCCCUUAGUAAUACAUAGUGCUUCCACCUGUCCUGUGCUUAAAAAGAAUGGGUCUGUGAGGUUUUCUGCUUGUCCCACUGCUUUCCCCAGGCAAACCCACUGUUUGCCCCUGAAUUGGAACAAACGCCAGUCCACAGAAAACCUGAUUGACAUUUGCUCCAAUUCAGCAGUAAACAGCAGGUUUUCCCCGGGGCAAAGCAGCAGGAAGGACAAGCGGAAAUGUGGAAGAUAAACACACUCCUACGUCUCACAGUUUUCAGCAGGACUACUCUUAAGUAUUACAAAGUCUGGAUUCAUCCCUGAACGUUUAGGGUUUCUUGUUGUUUGUGCCAUGCACAUAUUUGGGCUUAAAUAUUUGCUGUCCUAAAGGAUAGUAAUUACUGCUAGUGUUGAAACUCACAUUAUUUCCAAAGAAUUCUAGGGACCAUUGGCUGGAAGAAGCCUUCCGGACCUGCCUUAUUCUAACCUGUUUGGCUACCUUUUGUUCUUCCAGGCACCCAGCAAUGAGAAAAUGGCCUCGCAAUUAUGAAUGGUUCUUUAUGAAAAUGAACAUUGAACAUGUCUGGCUUCAGAAUUGGUAUGGAGGAAUUGCCGCCAUUGCAGUGGAGGAGUAUUUCAAAGCAGUUCCCAGUAAAGCUUGAUCAAAAUUCCAAAUAAGAGGAUUCAGUGUUUCAUAUUUACUUUGGGGGUUGGGUGGGAGGUGCAACUGUUUUAUAUUCUAUGGUACCGACUAUUUAACAGUAUUUUUGUGCAAAGUACUUCAAAUGGCUCCAUUUCUCUUAAAUGGAGUAGGUUGACACAGUAAGGGCCUCUGAAAUGAAAAUGAAUGUUAAGGCUGGAGACAGAUGAUACUGGACUCUUCUUUAAGGUGUUUAAAUAUUCCUGGAUUUUUAUGAACAUGUAUACCACAGGAUGUGCUCAUUAUAAUUUUUGAAACUGGACAAGAAUCGGGACCCAAAAUGAAAUGGCUGGUAUAUAUAUAUAUAUAUGAUGGUGGUUAUAUUACUGCACCUAGUUGUUCACAUGAAACUGGAAAGAGCUGCUUAAAGUAUGUACAGAAUUUUAAUUAAGUUGACAUUAUAGAUUCCACCUUUCCUUAGGCACACAUUUGUCUUUAAUUAUCUUACAAAAUGCUAUACUCUUAAGAUGCUUUCAAUAUGGUUUUGGGACAACUCUGUAUCCUAACAUGCUUUUCUGGAAGACCAAAGAAGAAGUCAAGUCUUUAACUUUGCUUUAACCGUUCAGAAUGUGGCUGCAUUCACAUUUAACUGUUGCCUGGUAUUGUGAGCCUUAGUGUUGGGCUCAUGGAGACCCCACUCCCUUCUCUUUCU